This is a messenger RNA of Brenthis ino (lesser marbled fritillary), 255 nucleotides long. NCBI's taxonomy places the organism in Eukaryota, Metazoa, Arthropoda, Insecta, Lepidoptera, Nymphalidae. The record is from the annotation of a GenBank genome assembly.
AUGGAGCCUCCCCCACGGCUCUCCUUCUCCAACAGUACGGGAGCGAGCGUGUCCUGCGCGGCACACGGCGGCCCCGCACCGACCAUCACGUGGCUCACUGAAGAUGGUGUACCAGUUUCUGAUGUUCCUGGCCUUCGAUCUUUGUUCCCAAGAUAUACCCUAAUCCAGUCGUCACAGCUAAGAUUAAUGCGUGUCACGGCCGAGUGGGUUUUGUUUACUUUUACCCUCCGAAUGAAUGAUGCGUUCCUCCCCUUA